This is a messenger RNA of Meira miltonrushii, 663 nucleotides long. RefSeq lists its product as uncharacterized. NCBI's taxonomy places the organism in Eukaryota, Fungi, Basidiomycota, Exobasidiomycetes, Exobasidiales, Brachybasidiaceae. The record is from RefSeq and is a predicted model, not a curated record. The transcript has a single exon. The coding region runs from base 1 to 597 and encodes 198 amino acids.
AUGUCUUCGCUAACAGUGAGCUUACUGAUCUUUUCCGCUUUAUUCGCUUCCUCUGUGGUGGUUUGUAUGGAUCCACCACUUCCAAAGGUAUAUACCCGUCCGAUUUCACCAGGAAAGACACCUGAAGAGCAUGCAGAAAAGGUGAAAAAAGCUAAAAUUGAAAGGGACCAAAAUUAUAAUAGACUCUGGAAAGGUGCAAACAUACACUGGUCAUACGAGGAAUCAGUAGAAGCAGCAGAAAAAGCCGGUGUAGGACCAGGAAAUACACAUCAUAAAGAAUGGAUCAAGAAGUAUGGAGAACAACAAAGAGCCCAGCAUAACUUCAAAAGACAUAAAAGAAUGUCAAAGAUCUUGAAGGAUCAUUCCGAAGUAAGUAAGGCUUUAUACGAGCGUUCACGAGCUUUGAAACGCAUCCCUAGCCAUAUACAAAGCCAAAUGGAUCAACUAAAGAACAAAGGCAAGCAUGAUCAAAGAUUAAAAGAAGACCAUGACUAUGAAUUUUACGUCAAACGUCGAAAGCGAAAUCAAGAGUCAGAUGUAUUGUCUGGCGUCAUCUUCGCAAAUGAAAUAUUUCUCGAGAAACAUGGACAUCAAUAAUUCACUGUAUGUCUACCGCCCAGCGUGUGGUGGGGCUGUCAUUGACUCUUUGUGCGCAAGUGUACU